Messenger RNA from Oncorhynchus masou masou (cherry salmon), 659 nucleotides. It is a transcript of the gene birc5a, whose product is annotated as baculoviral IAP repeat containing 5a. The record is from RefSeq and is a predicted model, not a curated record. The coding region runs from base 98 to 526 and encodes 142 amino acids. NCBI's taxonomy places the organism in Eukaryota, Metazoa, Chordata, Actinopteri, Salmoniformes, Salmonidae. The transcript has 4 exons.
AACGUCCGCCGAAAUUUCAAAAACAUUUUCGUUUGCUUCGGGUGUUGCAAUUGUGAGUUUUUUUGCUAGCUAUUUUAAACUAUUAGUUGAACGCGUUAUGGAUCCCUUUAGUGAAGACCGUACGAAAAUGUACUUUUAUGAAACCAGAUUGAAUACCUACGUGGGGUGGCCGUUCGAAGAGGGCUGCGCGUGCACUCCAGAGAACAUGGCCAAAGCUGGAUUCAUCCACACACCAACAGAGAACAGCCCGGACAUAGCCAAGUGCUUCUUCUGUCUCAAAGAACUGGAGGGCUGGGAGCCAGAUGAUGACCCAGAGAAGGAGCAUAAGUCUCAUUCACCCAGCUGCAACUUCAUCUCCUUGAAGAAGAGUGUGAAUGACCUGACUGUGGAAGAGUUCCUCAAACUCCAGAAAGAGAAGCAGAAAUUCCACAUUAAAAAGCAUUGCAAUGAGGCCAUCACUAAGUUUGAGGAGGCGGCAAAAAGCAGAAGAGGUGAGCUCAUCAAGACUGCCAUGGAUGAAGAGUGAUGUGGAGGGACCUGUUUGAGUACUUUAAAUGUUCUGCUCUGGAGUAAUCACUGGUAGUGCAGUAGCCUAAUGUACAUAUUCUGUCUGUCCGCAUUAGCUAGGUGUUUUUACCAAUAAAUAUUUUAUUUCCCAA